GUGAAAGAACUAGGUUUUAGGGGUUUUGUGAGAAGAAGAUGGAGCAGGAACAACGAAGCCUUGAAAGCUUCUUAACAUGGGCAGCACAGCUUGGAAUAUCAGACUCAACAAGCACCAAUCAACCUCAACACUCUCUCUCCUCUUUGGGUUCUUCUCUCUGUGUCUCUCAUUUUCCUCACUCUGGCGGUAGAGGUUUGGGUGCGGUGAGAGACCUUAGGAGGGGAGAAAUUAUUCUCAGAGUUCCAAAAUCUGCUUUAAUGACAAGCGAGAGUGUUAUGGAAGAUGAUGAAAAACUCUGCGUUGCUGUCAAUAAGCACUCUUCUGUUUCCUCAGCUCAGAUAUUGAUUGUUUGCUUGUUGUAUGAAAUGGGUAAAGGAAAGGCUUCAAGGUGGCAUCCUUACCUCGUGCAUUUGCCUCACAGUUAUGACCUACUAGCCAUGUUUGGUGAAUUUGAGAAACAUGCUCUGCAAGUGGAUGAGGCUAUGUGGGUCACAGAAAAAGCUGUACUAAAAGCCAAAUCAGAGUGGAAAGAAGCUCAUACUUUGAUGGAAGAUCUCAAGUUUAAGCCCCAGUUUUUAACACUUAAGGCUUGGGUUUGGGCUGCUGCAACGAUAUCAUCCCGGACGUUACAUAUACCAUGGGAUGAAGCUGGGUGUUUAUGCCCUGUGGGUGACUUGUUUAAUUAUGAUGCACCUGGAGAGGAGCCAUCUGAUAUUGAGGAUGUAGACUAUUUGCUAUCCCGUUCUUCCAUUCAUGUUACUGCCGUAUCAAAUGGAGACAAGAAUAUAAUGAUAGAUGCAGAGCAACUUGAUUCUCAUUCUCGGAGAUUAACAGAUGGUGGGUUUGAGGAAGAUGCUAAUGCAUAUUGCUUUUAUGCUAGGGCACAUUACAAGAAAGGAGAUCAGGUUCUAUUGUGCUAUGGAACUUACACAAAUUUGGAGCUUCUUGAACACUAUGGGUUUCUCUUACAAGAAAACCCAAACGACAAAAAUUUUAUCCCUUUGGAACCUGCUGUAUAUUCUUCCACUUCUUGGUCUAAGGAAUCACUCUAUAUCCAUCAUAAUGGGAAGCCUUCCUUUGCACUACUAGCUGCAUUGAGGCUAUGGGCAACCCCUCGAAAUAAGAGGAGGUCUAUUGGACAUCUUGCAUAUUCUGGUUCUCAACUGUCUGCAGACAAUGAAAUUUUCAUUAUGAAAUGGCUAUCAAAAACUUGUGAUGCUGUCUUAAAAAAUCUGCCAUCAUCUAUUGACGAAGACACCUUGCUCCUAAAUGCAAUGGAUGAUAGUCAAGAUUUCUUCACUUUCAUGGAUAUCACAAAACUCAUGUCUUCCAGUUCAAGGGCUGAGAUUUAUACUUUCUUAGAAGCUUAUAAUAUAAAGGAUGCACAUAGUUUUGCUGAUAUUCUUCUAUCUAGAAAAGCUAGAAGAUCCAUGGACAGGUGGAAAUUAGCUGUCCAAUGGAGGCUCAGGUAUAAAAAAGUCCUUGUCGAUUGUAUCUGUUUUUGCAAUGAAAUACUGGAUUCUUUCAUGAAAUAAUGCUGAUGGACUGGUAGCAGUGUAUUUAAGUUUUUUCCUUUUCUGUUAUCUUUCUUCGGAUAAUAGUUUCUUGCUGAUUGAAAGAAAGGAGUGAACGGAUAUUAUUUUACUGGAAAAGACUGAAAUGGUAAAGCUAACCUUAUGCAAUAGUAAUG
Gastrolobium bilobum is the source of this 1690-nucleotide messenger RNA. RefSeq names its product protein SET DOMAIN GROUP 40. The record is from RefSeq and is a predicted model, not a curated record. Gene Ontology annotation, biological process: peptidyl-lysine monomethylation. The transcript is spliced from 6 exons. The coding region runs from base 39 to 1535 and encodes 498 amino acids. Lineage: Eukaryota; Viridiplantae; Streptophyta; Magnoliopsida; Fabales; Fabaceae. Gene Ontology annotation, molecular function: protein binding; protein-lysine N-methyltransferase activity.